Messenger RNA from Gasterosteus aculeatus aculeatus (three-spined stickleback), 3766 nucleotides. RefSeq names its product Mov10 RNA helicase a (gene mov10a). Lineage: Eukaryota; Metazoa; Chordata; Actinopteri; Perciformes; Gasterosteidae. The record is from RefSeq and is a predicted model, not a curated record. Gene Ontology annotation, molecular function: 5'-3' RNA helicase activity; RNA binding.
GCGUCAACAAUGACGCGUCUGAGGACGUGGAGCCUCCUCGCCGCAAUAGUCGGGAAGCGGGUUGGAAUUCAACAGCUGAGCUUUGACAAAUAAAGAAACAAGACUUUUGCGCUUAAGUUGUUCGUUCCAACUCGGCAUUUUAUUCCGCCGACCGCCCCCCCCGCCGUCUUUUUCUUAUGUGAAACACACGCUGACGUUUCCUCCCGGCACCCGUCCAGAAUGUAACGUUAGUUAAGGUUUCUGUACACCGCGAACAAUCCCCGAGGCGCGCGCAACACAUUAGCUGUUAGCAUCGCGGAAACGUGCCGCGUAUUCGCAGCGUCGAGGAGACCGACGGGAGGCGGUCGGUGAACCGGGUGAACUUCCUCGUCGGGAGCCGGUGGAGAGUCAGCUGCGGCGGCUUGUGACACGACGUCAUGCCGCUCAAAGAGUCGCUCGAGUCAGGACUGGACUUUGUGGAGUUUCUCGGCGACCGAGCAUCCACCACCAGUAAAACAGAACUUCGCAACAUCUACAACUCUGAGUUCAGGGGCAGAGAAGGAAUUAAAGACCCUUCCUUUAGCAAUGUCCUCUACGCCCUGGUGAAGUUCCAAAAAGCAAGCGCGAGGAAUGGGGAGAUCUACAUAAAUGUCAAGCCUCAGGUCCGAGUGUAUUGCGACCAAUGGAGGAGGCCCCGGGCCCCUCAGGCUCCACACACUCCAGGUUCUGACUCUCAGACGACGACGGAUGGGACGCCGUCGUCGUCGGCCUCCUCUGGCCCCUCAACUCCGAUGAAGCCCGUGCUCACCCCGAAGAAGAAGCUGGCUACGGAAAUCCUCCACAAGUUGCGGGUGAACAGGAAGAAGUUGACCGCUGACAAGGGGGGCAUUGAGAUCACCUCGGACCCCGUGGCGAGCGGCGGCGGCAAGGUGCAGUUCACCGUGGGUCGUCUGAGGGAGCCGUUCCUCCUCAGGUUCCACAUUUUGAACAAGGGCCCAGACUCCGUACACUUCACCUCCUACACGGCCCUGCACAAGAUCCGCUGUUUCACCCUGGAGGAUGAGAGGAGAGUGAACCGAGCCGCCCCGCUGUUCCUCUGUCCCGGAGAAAGCUACGAGGUCGUGGUUUGUUACAGGCUCAACCACUACGGGUAUUUCCCCGCCACCAUGUACUUUGAGUUCUGCCCCGAUGGGCCGGCGUCGGCGCCCUUUUGCAUCGUGAGGGAGAUGGAAGCAGUAGCCGCGACCCCUCUGGCUGAGGAGCUGGGGCCCGUGGCUCCUUACGAACCGUUCCAGAGGGUCACGUACAAGCCCGUCAACACUGUGCUAGUGGAGGGGGUACCUCCUCAGAGAUCUGGGGCCCAGCCUCCGAAGGCGACGGUGAAAUCAGGAGACUUUAGGUACCCUUAUUAUCUGAAGGAACUGGCUAAACAAAGGAUGGAGGACUCGGAGUACCUCUCUCCAGCUGCGAGGCAGAAAUUGGCUUCAGUGAAGGGUCUCCUCGACUCUCCCUUGCAGAUGAAGACAUAUGCUCAGAGAUUAAGCCUCCUGCUGCACCUGGAAGAGAUCCAGAUGGAGGUGGACAUCAGGAAGUACGACCUCCACGAUCAAACCAUGAUCCAAGACCAGAGCAACAAAAAACUCCUCGCACUCAGAGUUCCUGGUGUAGCUGAGAAUCGUCCGUCUGUGCUACGAGGAGACUGUCUCAGGGUGUCCAAAUCAGGGGACACGGUCCAGCCGAUCACCGUGUACGCUGGGUACGUCCACAGAGUGGAGCUGGACAGCGUGAAGCUGGGCUUCUCAAAGAGGUUGCUGCAGCUUUGCAUCGGCAACAUGAAGUUUGACGUCGAGUUCACUCUCAACCGGCACUCCUUGAGGCUGCAACAUCGGGCCGCGCAGCUGGCGGUAAAUCACGGGCUCGGCGAGGUGCUGUUUCCGUCUGGGGCGGCGGUGGCUCAGCGCGCCACGCCUGAACUCCGGAUGUUCAACCAGCAGCUGGAAAACAAUCCGGAGCAACGAGCCGCGGUGCAGCGCAUCGUGGCCGGAUCGUCAAAGCCCGCCCCCCAUCUGGUGUUUGGACCCCCCGGAACUGGAAAGACGAUCACCAUGGUCGAAGCUAUGCAGCAGGUCAGCCUUGCAGACCCGUCAGCCCGCAUCCUCGCCUGCGCUCCUUCGAACAGUGCGUGCGACCUCCUCUGUGAGCGACUGAUGGUUCACACGGACGCUUCUCAGAUUUACCGCGUCUACGCCAGCAGCCGAGACCCAAGAAGCAUCCCCACGACCCUGCUGACAAAUUGCAACUGGGACCAGACCCAGGCGGGUUUUGUGUUUCCAGAGAAAGAAGUUCUGAUGACAUACAGGAUCAUAGCUACUACAAUGGUCACAGCCGGCAGGCUGGUGUCCGGAGGAAUCCCAGUCGGCCAUUUUACCCACGUCUUUCUGGAUGAAGGAGGCCAGGCCGUGGAGCCAGAGUGCGUCAUUGCCAUUGCAGGUCUGCUCAGCACAGAGAGUGGUCAGCUGGUGCUGGCAGGAGAUCCCAAGCAGCUGGGGCCGAUCCUCCGGUCCCGUUUCGCCCAGCAGUAUGGACUUGGGCUGUCUCUGCUUGAGAGACUGAUGAAACAGAACACUUUGUAUCAGAAAAACGCAGAGUCGGGGCACUUUGACACCCGUUUUGUCAGCAAACUGCUUCGAAACUACAGGUCUCACGCUUCCAUUCUGAAAAUCCCCAACGAGCUCUUCUAUGAGAAUGAACUGCAGGUGUUUGCUGACCGGGGGGAGCGUGAGACCUACUGCAACUGGGAACACCUACCCCAAAAAGGUUUCCCUCUGAUCUUCCACGGCGUGAUGGGGAAAGACGAGCGAGAGGCCAACAGUCCCUCUUUCUUCAACGUGUGUGAGAUUGAAGUUCUGGUCGACUACCUGACCAAGCUGAUGGAAACGCAAGGAAAGGACGGUCUCCCCAAACUCUCGGCUAAAGACAUCGGCAUAAUCGCCCCUUACAGGAAACAAGUGGAGAAGAUCCAAAAGGCCCUGAGGUCCGUCGCAGCUCUGAAGGGAUUGAGUGAUCUCAAAGAGCUGAAGGUGGGGUCUGUGGAGGAGUUUCAGGGACAAGAGAGGAGGAUCAUCAUGGUCUCUACUGUCCGCAGCAGCGUCAACUACGUCAAGAUGGACAAAGACUUCAGCAUCGGAUUCCUGUCAAACGAAAAGAGAUUCAACGUGGCACUGACCAGAGCCAGGUCCCUGUUGAUAGUUGUGGGAAACCCUGUGAUCCUCAACAAGGACCCCACCUGGGAGAAGUUCAUCAGCUACUGCGUGCAGGAGAACGGCUACACUGGAUUUCACUUUGACGACGCUGAAGGAGAGGACGAUAUUGUGUCACGGUUGGCAACCCUGAAAAUCAGCGUGGAGUCUGACGAUCCUGUAGAAGAAAGCUUCCUGGACCAACAUUGGAAGAAUGAGCAUUAACGUCUCUCAAAAGAAUUUGCAGUGACAAAUCAAAGACUUCUCCAUUUACUUAGGAUUCAUAUGCACUCUCUUCUGAGCUUUUGACAUUGGCAUCUAGUGUUUAGGAAUAUAUCAUUUUAAUCACGGUUUAGGUUUUGAUGUUUAUGCUACAAAUUAAUCAUUAAAUCCUGUUCUUGACUUUCUCUCCAGUGGCUUUUUAAAUAAAGUUUGGCACGGUAAAAAAAAUGACUUACACUUCUCAGGAAUUCACCGUGGUCUUACUGCUGUUUGCAUUUAACCUUUUAAAAUGAUCUGAUACAUGAAAUAAAUCUACUUCUGAACCA